Molecule: messenger RNA, 1791 nt
Organism: Acaulospora morrowiae
Lineage: Eukaryota; Fungi; Glomeromycota; Glomeromycetes; Diversisporales; Acaulosporaceae
Source: the annotation of a GenBank genome assembly
AUGACGGAAUAUCUUAAGAUGAUUAGAAAGUACAUGACACCGCCCUCCUCACCCGAGUUUCACCCUCAACCGUCAUCAAUGUUUGGUGCCCAAAAGCAACAUCAGGACUUCCGAGAAUUCGAUCAAGAAUCACCAAGGUCCGGAUCCCCCAAUUCUGAUCGAGCCAAUGCUUUUGACAACGUCAGCCAAACGAAACUCACUGGUCGACUCUCGGUGACCAUCGUAGAAGGACGCAAGCUUAACGUUAGCAACUUUCAGUCGAGGCCUUAUUGUGUGGUAGAAUUUGAAAGGAAUCAAAUCGUUACCCGCGAAGCAAAGAGGGAGAGUGACCUUCCGAUGUCACGAGGUGGGAAGCAAAUGGAUUUCAUGGAACUUGUUCGGAUUGCCACCAACCCUGUCUGGAAGCACAAAGUUGUCUUCGACGUUGCACGUCUAGAUGGCGAAGUUCAUGUGUCCGUGUAUGAACGUGUGCACAACACAAACGAAACCUUUCUCGGCAUGUUAAAGAUUCAACCUCCGAGGAAACCCAAUCAGGUUGUCGACGCUUGGUUCAAACUGUUGCCAAGAAGCAAAGAGACUGUCACUGGUGAAGUCCGCGUGCAAAUCGCUUACGAAAAAGUCGAAGUCGAGAAAUCCCAUCUCAAACCCGCUUCGUUCGAGAUCCUCAAAUUAAUCGGAAAAGGUAACUUUGGCAAAGUUUUCCAAGUUCGCAAGAAAGACACAAAUCGUAUCUACGCCAUGAAGGUCCUCCACAAGCAAGAUUUGAUCGAUCGUCGUGAAGUUGAACACACACUGGCCGAAAAAAACAUCCUCAUCCGAGCCGAAGAGUGCCCAUUCUUGGUUGGCCUCAAGUUCUCUUUCCAAACCAAAACCCACCUUUACCUGGUCACCGACUUCAUGAACGGUGGUGAACUAUUUUGGCACUUGCAAAACGAAGUAAGGCUCAGCGAAAAGAGGGCAAAAUUCUACGCUGCCGAGAUCGUUCUCGCCUUGGAACAUCUUCACAAGUACAACAUCGUUUACAGGGACCUCAAACCUGAAAACAUCUUGCUUGAUGCGACUGGACACAUCGCCCUCUGCGACUUUGGCUUAUGCAAAGAAAAUCUUGCCACCGGACAAACCACAAACACUUUCUGCGGUACUUCCGAAUAUCUCGCACCCGAAGUCUUGGCUGAAUGCGGUUACGGUAAAUCGGUCGACUGGUGGAGUUUGGGAAUACUUUUCUACGAGAUGAUCGCUGGCUUCAGUCCAUUUUACACCAACGACACACAACUCAUGUAUCGUAGGAUUUUGUUUGGAAAACUCAAAUUCCCCAAAGGUUUCUUCAGCGAUGAAGCCAAAAGCUUGAUCAAGGGGCUCUUGGCACGAAAUCCACACCACAGAUUAGGCUCUCGCAAUGAUGCGGAGGAGAUCAAGAAUCAUCCAUUCUUUGCCAACGUCGAUUGGAACGCGUUGUACCAUAAACAAGUGUCACCUCCAUUCAAGCCCAACGUUUCUUCAGAGGAUGAUACAUCAUGCUUCGAUCCAGCAUUCACCGAAGAGGAGACCAGCAUUGACUGGCCCGCCGUUUCUAAAAACAUGAGUCGCAAUGGUACAAACGCCAGUGACAUUAAUGAUGCCUUUGGUGGAUUCACGUACUCUGGAGAGACUCAACACGGAUUAACGUCAUACUCUGGAGAGACAGCACUCGGGCUUGGCUGUGGGUUCGAGGUCGGAAAUUCGAAUAACAACAAUUCAUCCAAUGCAGGCAAUUGGAGAAGUUUGAGUUUGGAGGAUGCAUUAGGGUACUAG